GCCCCAAAUUGGCAAUCCAAAUCCCUAAGACCAUCUUAUCUUCUCUCUCUCUCUGUAUAAGCCGCAAUGUAGUUCGUGAGCCACAAAGAUGAGAUCUUGCACGUCUUUGUCAUAACAACUUCUACUUGUGAACAUUCAAAAAAGACCGACCCUAAUUUAUACACGCACACACAUUUAUCAUAUAUACUAUAUACAGUAUAUAUAUAUAUGCACUUGUAGGGUUAAAGUCUCUUCUCUUCUUCUUCUCUCGGCCAUCACAUUGACAAUAAUGGCUUCUCUUUUGACUUCUCCUCUAACAAAGCCCAAGCCCGUUUUCCUCUCUUCACCUCCACGAGCUCUCAACACAUCACCACCGUCGUUGAAUUUCACCAGAAUUUCGUUCAACCACCACCAAAAGCUCGCUCCUUUCAGGCCUCCGAGUCUCGUCGCCGCAUUCUCUGAGAAGGGUCCGAAGCGGGAUGUCACAGCAGCUGCAGCGGCGGCUGCGGCGGAGGAAGGGGAUUACAGAAGGAUAAUGCUCUCCGAUGUGAUGGUUAAGAAGAAGGAGAAGGUGCUCUGGUGGGAGAGAAAGUGGAAACCGAUGGAUUUUGGGUCGUUUGCUGUGGUUUUGUCAAUGCAUCUGCUUAGCCUGUUGGCUCCGUUUCAAUUCAACUGGAGAGCUGUUUCGGUUGCUUUUGGGCUAUAUAUCGUCACAGGUCUUCUGGGCAUUACUCUGUCUUUCCAUAGAAACCUCUCUCACAAAAGCUUCAAGCUUCCCAAGUGGCUUGAGUACUUGUUUGCUUAUUGCGGAGCUCAAGCUCUUCAGGGGAACCCAAUUGAUUGGGUGAGUACACAUAGGUACCAUCAUCAGUUCUGUGAUUCAGACAGAGAUCCUCAUAGUCCGCUUGAUGGGUUUUGGUUCAGUCACAUGAAUUGGAUGUUUGAUACCAGUACAAUCACCAAAAGGGUUGGAGAGCCCAAUAAUGUUGGGGAUUUAGAGAAGCAGCCAUUUUAUCAAUUCCUUCGAACCACAUACAUUUGGCAUCCGGUGGCUCUUGCGGUUGCUCUAUACGCAAUUGGUGGCUUCCCGUUCAUCGUUUGGGGAAUGGGUGUACGAAUAGUGUGGGUAUAUCAUAUAACUUGGCUAGUGAACUCAGCUUGUCAUGUAUGGGGAAAACAAGCAUGGAACACAGGGGAUUUGUCUAAGAACAACUGGUGGGUAGCAGCUCUUGCAUUCGGAGAAGGAUGGCACAACAAUCACCAUGCUUUCGAGUUCUCAGCUCGGCACGGCCUAGAAUGGUGGCAACUAGAUAUGACUUGGUACGUCGUUAGAUUUCUCCAAGCCAUCGGUUUAGCAACCGAUGUUAAGCUGCCAUCAGAAGCUCAGAAGCAACGAAUGGCACUGACCAGCGACUGAUCUUAAAACUAUGUCCGCUAUUAUGUCCGGAAUCAAAAACUGUCGGUACGAUUUGAAGCUAUGGAAGAUUCAAAAAGGGUUUUGUACUUUUUUUAGUUUUCUUGUUUGUUUUGGUUUUACAUAAAGGUAUAUAUAUCUCUGCUCAAGAGAUUUGUAUGUGACAAGCUGAUUAUGAAAUUUUAAAUAUCUAUAAUUACAUUCAAUACAAAAGAAUCAAAAAAGUAAAAGAAUCACGUUCUGUGUGGCCAAGGUGUCCAUGGCAAUUCUAGAUACUCAACAGGUUUGAGUUUUGGAAAUACGGUUUGGA
Molecule: messenger RNA, 1703 nt
Organism: Thlaspi arvense
Lineage: Eukaryota; Viridiplantae; Streptophyta; Magnoliopsida; Brassicales; Brassicaceae
Source: the annotation of a GenBank genome assembly